Messenger RNA from Maudiozyma saulgeensis, 834 nucleotides. The record is from the annotation of a GenBank genome assembly. Lineage: Eukaryota; Fungi; Ascomycota; Saccharomycetes; Saccharomycetales; Saccharomycetaceae.
AUGAAAUUAAAUAGUGCCUUCUGUGCGUUUCUGUUAGGGAGUGGUUUGCCGCUGGUCCAAGGCUUACAAUGUUCAUCUCAUGAUGUACUAAAAAAAUUUCAAUUGGAUAAAUAUGUUUCAAAGGGAACUACUAAUAAGGAGACUCCACCAAGUGAAACUACACAAACGUGGUGGGUCAAUCCAUGUACUGAACAUAAGGAUAACGUUGAAAUUCCUUCACAAUGUAAUGGUAAUGAUAUCCUUUGUGGUAUAACAGAAGUCAAAUUACCAAAUAAGGAGAAAAUGGUAACACAAAUUAUUGACUUCAAUAAAAAUGUUGCAUUUGGUGUUGAAGAAGUUGAUAGUCAAUUAACAUUAACUUUUAAGGGAGCUAGAUGGGGGUCAACUAACAUUGAUGCUAAGAUAGCGUACCAAUGUAAUAAAAAUAUGUAUGAGGAUGAAAUAACUUAUAGCAGUAUGGAAGAUAAUGUGAUUAAUUUAUCCAUUGAAGGUCCAUCUGGUUGUUUAAAGGAUAACUCUAGUAACGAUAACGACAAUAACAAUGAUAAUAAUAAUGACAAUAAGGAUAAGAACAAUAAAAAUAAAGAUUCCAGUGAAGGUGGAUUUUCAUGGUUUACAUGGUUAAUUAUAUAUGCAUUGUUGUUCACCGUGAUAUAUCUAAUGAUUGUCUCAUACAUGAACACAAGAGGUGGUUCUUUCGAUGAUUUCCGUAAUGAAUUUAUCGAACGUACCACUCAAUUUGUAACAUCAUUACCUACUUUUGGUAAAGAAGUUGCAGCAAAGAUAUUUGGAAGUACAUCAUCUUCUCAGAGAGGUGGUUACAGUGCUGUCUAG